Molecule: messenger RNA, 1998 nt
Organism: Closterium sp. NIES-65
Lineage: Eukaryota; Viridiplantae; Streptophyta; Zygnematophyceae; Desmidiales; Closteriaceae
Source: the annotation of a GenBank genome assembly
AUGGCGGCAAGAGUAGAUCGAAGAGCUGCGACGGUUCGGAUUAUAAACGGGCUGACACGAAGGUCCUCGGCCUGUCGCGCGAGCCAAUGGGCGCGUUGCUGGCUGCUGGUGUGCGCGCUCUCGUGGAGCGCUGUGAGGCACGCAGCGUCGCGCAGUGCGGCAGUUCAAGACACAUACACCAGCUCGAAACCUCAAGCGACUUCCAAAAGCAGCGGCGGUCAAGCAGUUGGAUCAACGCCGCAAUCGCGAUACUUCCUGCUCCCCAACAACUCGUACGGCGCCAAGUGCCUCGACGGCAGGUACGGCGCCAAGUGCCUCGACGGCAGGUACGGCGCCAAGUGCCUCGACGGCAGGUACGACGCCAAGUGCCUCGACGGCAGGUACGACGCCAAGUGCCUCGACGGCAGGUACGACGCCAAGUGCCUCGACGGCAGGUACGACGCCAAGUGCCUCGACGGCAGUCCGCCUGGGUACCAGUACCGGGAGGGCUACGGCGAGGCGAGUGGGUGGUGGCACAUCCAUCUGCCGGGCGGCGGGUGGUGCGCGUCGCUCGACAAGUGCUUGGCGCGCUCCAAGUCCAAACUCGGCUCCACACGUGGCUUGCAAAACGGCAUGCCCACAGGGAGCCGCAGCAGCAGAAAGGCGAGCAACGACAACGGCGACCCCGAUGCUCCCCCGCGCGGCAUAACGAGUGCGGAUGCCGCCACAAACCCCACCUUCUACAACUGGCACCUCGUGCGCCCCGUCUACUGCGACGGAGGGGGCUUCGCGGGCCGCGCGGGGUACAAGGCGGCGGGCAACGGCAGCGAGGGCGUUCAUAUGGACGGCUGGCGAAUCAUCCACGCCAUUCUCAGCGAUCUGCGCAAGAGCAGGGGCAUGACAGCGCCCACGCACAUUCUUCUGUCGGGCACGUCCGUGGGCUGGCAGGCGGUGAUCCCCUUCUCCCCCCAACAAACAUCUCCCUCCUCCAGAUCUGCGCAAGAGCAGGGGCAUGACGGCACCAGCGCGCAUUCUACUGUCGGGCAGCUCGGCGGGCGGGCAGGCGGUCGUGACGCUGUGCGAUCUGCUGCCGCUUCUCUUCCCGCGCGCGCUCGUCAAGUGCAUCAUGGACGCGGGGCUCUUUGUGGCCCCACCUCACCUGCCCACCCAUCCCCUCGUCCACCCCCUCGCCCACCCUCCUGCCCACCCUUCUGCCCGCCCUCCUGCCCGCCUUCCUACCCGCCCUCCUGCCCGCCAGACGCGGAGGACCGCACAAAGCGGCGGGCGUUUGCAGGCAUGGUGAAGGCCACGGUGGGGCUGCACAACAUGCGAGUAAACUGGCGCUGCAGUCAGACCAUGUCCCCCGCCAACCAGUGGCGCUGCUUCUUCCCGCACCAAGCGUUACGCUUCGUGUCGUCGCCCGUGCUGGCGGUGAACUCACUGUUUGACUACCGCGCGCUCAUGCUGGGCAACCAGCUGCCCGCCAACCAGGCCCAGGCCACCGCCUGCCUGCGCCAGAUCGCCAAGGAGGGCGGCACCGACCUGCUCAAGCUCGUCACCAGCCAGAGCUGGCGCCACGACCGGUCCACACUGGUGGAGAUUCAGUCAGGAGGGACGUUGUUUCCUGGAGGUGAUUAUAAGGGGGGGAGUUUGGAAAUUGGGUUGACGAGUACUGUGGAGGAAGGGGACAGUCCUGGAAACGGGAAGGGUGGGAAGAGGAAAGGAAAGGGGGGUGGUGGAGGAGCAGGGAAGGGAAGAAGGGUGAGGGGGUCAGCAGGUGCAGCAGCAGCUGAAGCAUCUGUGUGCGCGCCUGAGGAGCACAGGGCGGUGCUGAAUGUGGCAUGGCAGAUGAUUCAACUCACGGAUGCUGCUUCCAUGGAGCUCGGACCCACCGUUAGCACGUUUGUCACACCCGCAAUCGCGCACUGCGCUCUGACCAGCCCAAAAUGGGACUCACUGAUGGACAAAGGUGUGACACUAAGAGAUGCCGUCACAACAUGGUAUAAACGGCCUCUUUGA